AUGGUGACGUCGCGUACCGGGAGAGACGUGGGAGCCUUUCCCGACCUUCGCUUUGAGAGGCCCUGGUCCUGCUGCCCCGUCACCUGCCCAGGCGGCCUCGCUGCAGAGGUCGCUUCCUCUGCCAGUGUCACAGGUUCUAGCUUUGUGAGCUCGAGGCCCACGCGGUGGGCUCCGAGGCGCACACUGACACUGCUCUUCCCUCCGCAGUGUGCAGGAGAAGAGAACUGGGUGGACAGCCGGACCAUCUACGUGGGACACAAGGAGCCCCCUCCCGGGGCAGAGGCCUACAUUCCACAGAGAUACCCUGACAACAGAAUCGUCUCCUCCAAGUACACAUUUUGGAACUUCAUUCCCAAGAACUUAUUUGAACAAUUCAGGAGAAUAGCCAACUUUUAUUUUCUCAUCAUCUUUCUGGUGCAGUUGAUCAUCGACACACCCACAAGUCCAGUGACUAGCGGGCUCCCACUCUUCUUUGUCAUCACUGUCACCGCCAUCAAGCAGGGUUAUGAAGACUGGCUUCGUCACAAGGCAGAUAAUGCCAUGAACCAGUGUCCGGUGCACUUCAUUCAGCAUGGCAAGCUGGUCCGGAAGCAGAGCCGGAAGCUGAGGGUCGGGGACAUCGUCAUGGUCAAGGAAGAUGAGACCUUCCCCUGUGAUUUGAUCUUCCUUUCCAGCAACCGGGCCGACGGGACCUGCCAUGUCACCACCGCCAGCCUCGACGGAGAGUCGAGUCACAAAACCCACUACGCGGUGCCGGACACGAAGGGCUUCCACACGGAGGAGGACGUCGACAGGCUGCACGCCACCAUCGAGUGCGAGCAGCCGCAGCCCGACCUCUACAAGUUUGUGGGGCGCAUCAAUGUUUACAGUGAGCAGCAGGACCCCGUGGUGAGGCCGCUGGGCGCAGAGAACGUGCUUCUCAGAGGAGCGACGCUCAAGAAUACCGAGAAGAUCUUCGGGGUGGCGAUCUACACGGGCAUGGAGACCAAGAUGGCCUUGAACUAUCAGUCCAAGUCCCAGAAGCGCUCUGCUGUGGAAAAGUCGAUGAACGCGUUCCUCAUCGUGUACCUCUGCAUCCUGAUCAGCAAGGCUCUGGUCAACACCGUCCUCAAGUACGUGUGGCAGAGCGAGCCGUUCCGAGAUGAGCCCUGGUACAACCAGAAAACCGAGGCAGAGAGACAGCGGAGUCUGUUCCUCAGGGCCUUCACCGACUUCCUGGCCUUCAUGGUCCUCUUCAACUACAUCAUCCCCGUGUCCAUGUACGUCACAGUUGAGAUGCAGAAGUUCCUGGGCUCCUACUUCAUCACCUGGGACGAAGACAUGUUUGACGAGGAGAUGGGCGAGGGGCCCCUGGUCAACACCUCCGACCUCAACGAGGAGCUGGGGCAGGUGGAGUACAUCUUCACGGACAAGACGGGCACGCUCACGGAGAACAACAUGGCCUUCCGGGAGUGCUGCAUCGAGGGCCACGUCUACGUGCCCCACGUCGUCUGCAACGGGCAGGUCCUCCCCGACGCGGCGGGCAUCGACAUGAUCGACUCCUCCCCCGGCGUCAGCGGGAAGGAGCGGGAAGAGCUGUUUUUCCGGGCCCUCUGCCUCUGCCACACCGUCCAAGUGAAAGAGGAUGACCACGUGGACCUGGGGGAUGGCCCUGGGAAGUCGCCAGACUCGGCCAAGUCCUGCGUGUACAUAUCGUCCUCGCCUGACGAGGUGGCCCUGGUUGAAGGCGUGCAGAGGCUUGGUUUCACAUACCUAAGGCUGAAAGAUAAUUUCAUGGAGAUACUGAACCGAGACAACGACCUGGAGAGAUUUGAGUUACUGGAAGUUCUGAGUUUUGACUCUGUAAGAAGGAGAAUGAGCGUCAUCGUAAAAUCUGCUGCAGGAGAAAUUUACCUGUUUUGCAAAGGAGCAGACUCUUCUAUAUUUCCCAGAGUCAUAGAGGGCAAGGUGGACCAGAUCCGGUCCAGAGUGGAGCGCAACGCGGUGGAGGGGCUGCGGACCCUGUGUGUGGCCUACAAGCAGCUGCUUCCGGAGGAGUACCAGGGCGUGUGCGCGCUGCUGCAGGCCGCCAAGGUGGCCCUGCAAGACCGAGAGAAAAAACUGGCGGAAGCCUACGAGCAGAUUGAGAAAGAUCUUGUUCUGCUUGGUGCUACAGCCGUCGAAGACCGGCUCCAGGAGAAGGCCGCAGACACCAUCGAGGCACUGCAGAAGGCAGGCAUCAAGGUCUGGGUGCUCACGGGGGACAAGAUGGAGACCGCUGCGGCCACCUGCUACGCCUGCAAGCUGUUCCGGAGAGGCACGCAGCUUCUGGAGCUGACGACCAAGAGGAUCGAGGAGCAGAGCCUGCACGACGUGCUGUUCGAGCUGAGCAAGACCGUGCUGCGCUGCAGCGGGAGUCUCACCAGGGACACCUUCUCGGGGCUCUCCACGGACAUGCAUGACUACGGGCUAAUCAUCGACGGAGCCACGCUGUCCCUGGUCAUGAAGCCCCGGGAGGACGGGAGUUCCAGCAACUACCGGGAGCUCUUCCUGGAGAUCUGCCGCAACUGCAGCGCCGUGCUGUGCUGCCGCAUGGCGCCGCUGCAGAAGGCCCAGAUUGUUAAGUUAAUCAAGUUUUCAAAGGAGCACCCUAUCACGCUGGCCAUCGGUGACGGCGCAAAUGACGUCAGCAUGAUCCUGGAGGCGCACGUGGGCAUAGGGGUCAUCGGCAAGGAGGGCCGGCAGGCCGCCAGGAACAGCGACUACGCGAUACCCAAGUUCAAGCACCUGAAGAAGAUGCUCCUCGUUCACGGGCACUUUUAUUACAUUAGGAUAGCUGAGCUGGUGCAGUACUUCUUUUAUAAGAACGUCUGCUUCAUUUUCCCUCAGUUUUUAUACCAGUUCUUCUGUGGAUUUUCACAGCAGACUUUGUAUGAUACUGCGUAUCUGACCCUCUACAAUAUCAGCUUCACGUCCCUGCCCAUUCUUCUGUACAGCCUGAUGGAGCAGCAUGUCAGCAUGGAGGUGCUCAAGAGAGACCCCACUCUGUACAGAGACAUCGCCAAGAACGCACUGCUUCGCUGGCGAGUGUUCAUUUACUGGACAUUCCUGGGCGUCUUCGACGCGUUGGUAUUUUUCUUUGGUGCUUAUUUCAUGUUUGAAAACACUCCAGUGACCAGCAACGGACAGAUGUUUGGGAACUGGACCUUCGGGACGCUGGUGUUCACUGUGAUGGUGUUCACAGUCACGCUGAAGCUGGCGCUGGACACACACUACUGGACCUGGAUAAACCACUUUGUCAUCUGGGGAUCGCUGCUGUUCUACGUCGCCUUCUCCCUGCUCUGGGGCGGGAUCCUCUGGCCGUUCCUCAGCUACCAGAGGAUGUACUACGUGUUCCUACACAUGCUGUCCAGCGGGCCCGCCUGGCUGGCCAUCGCCCUGCUCAUCACCGUCAGCCUCCUCCCGGACGUGCUGAAGAAGGUCCUGUGCCGGCAGCUGUGGCCCACGGCCACGGAGAAGACCCAGAGCGUGCGGCUGUGGCGCUUCGUGUCGGAGUUCGCUCCUCUUACCUCUUUGCGGAGCUCAGGCUGUCAGAACUCUGGGCGCCUGGCUGCGCCCCGUGGCUCCUCCCCGAGGCCCGUGGCCUGUGUGUUCUGGAGGAGCGAGGAGUACUGCGUGCUCCCGCCCCCCCGGGGCCCCCCACCCCUCUGCGGCUCCAGCGUGAGGCUCGGCCGGUGGGGGUCCCGCCUCGGCCCCAGCCCCUGACCGCCGUGCUUUGAG
Molecule: messenger RNA, 3759 nt
Organism: Perognathus longimembris pacificus (Pacific pocket mouse)
Lineage: Eukaryota; Metazoa; Chordata; Mammalia; Rodentia; Heteromyidae
Product: phospholipid-transporting ATPase IH-like
Exons: 30
Coding region: 1-3744 (1247 amino acids)
Biological process (GO): phospholipid translocation
Cellular component (GO): plasma membrane; trans-Golgi network; recycling endosome
Molecular function (GO): ATP hydrolysis activity; ATP binding; ATPase-coupled intramembrane lipid carrier activity
Source: RefSeq, a predicted model, not a curated record